UCUCUGUGUUUACAACCAGCUGACAUCCGGCGUCUUCCCGUCCAUUAGCCACCGAUACCCAGAGUCAACGAUAUCCGUCUACACUCGAUAUUUUCCCCAUGAAAAGCGCUCCCCGCUGAUUCGUCAACUCAACUGAAUGCAACAUUUCAUCAUAUUCAUCAGAUGCAGGGCUCUGGGUCGGUCUCCAGCAGCUGAAGCACACCAGUCCUGUCCUCUCUGCUCCACGUCCACUGCCUUCCUCCUCCCUGAGCCAUGACCACCCAGAGGGAUCUUGAUAUGGUGCACCUCCGCCUUAUCCUGGUCAGUGGGAAAACGCAAGACUUCACUUUCUCCCCCAAUGACUCGGCCACAGACAUCGCCAAGCAUGUGUUUGAGAACUGGCCUGCAGGAUGGGAGGAGGAGAGGGUGAGCAGCCCCAGCAUACUGCGCCUCAUCUUCCAGGGACGCUUCCUGCAUGGCAACGUUACCCUAGGAGCUCUCAAGCUGCCACCGGGCCGAACGACUGUCAUGCACUUGGUCGCCAGAGAGACUCUUCCAGAGCCCAACUCUCAUGGUCAAAGGAACAGAGAAAAAACCACAGAGAGCAACUGCUGUCUCCUCUUGUAAAGCAACAGAAACGAUCCCUUCUUCCCCUCCCCGCCCUUCACCCAGACCUCACACAUAACACACACAACACACACACCCCCACAUAUAAACAUGCAUACACUCUGCUCUCUCCUGCCUGUCGUCCUAUCAGCUGUGGAUUUGGAAUAAAUCACAGGAAGUCUGGUUGGGGGCUGUUGUUACCUGCUUUGGUUGAACUCUUGUCCAAUCUGAGGCUUUUUUUGUGCCAAUAUAUUCACCUUUUGCCCCCGAACUUAUCGGCAGAAUUUGCUGUUGUUACUCUUUUUUUUUUUCUUUGAAGAUCACAACAUUUUAAUGAUACCUUCGCUGCUGGACAAGUUUUAAAGAGCUGUCAUACGUAGUGAAAAAGACCCAGGAACCCGUCGCUCUUCAUGGACACAGAAGUGCUAUAAAGGAUGUGUGGGCUUUAACCCUUCCCUACUAGUCACAUGGAUGUUUCCCCCACGUCUUACUCAAUGGUGUUAACCCUCUCAUUGCACUUAACCAGUUUGUUAAUUCAGAUGUGUUUGUUGUGUCAUCCUCUCUUCCCUCAUGACAAUUUUUCUUUGAUGAACACCUUGAUUCCCCCACGUGGUAGAAAAUGUGCCAUCCUCCUCAUAGACCGUUUCUGCCUCUCAUUAACUGAACCGUUUGGUCUGUAUCAGCACCAGUGGCGUUUCUGCCUUCACCCUACAUCCAUGCAUACAUAGAUACUUUUUUUUCCCCUGGCAAUGGACCAAUGGAGAGAAGACUUUUAUCAGGAGAAGCUGUGUGAAAACCUGAGGGGGCACGGGUCCACAAGAAAAAAACAAAACAAAACAGGAACAGACUCCCAGAGAGGCCUGCAAAGAUGGAGGCAGAGGAUUUGCUUGUGUGCCAUCGGGCGUUCGCACUCGUGGCGGUGACUUUAUUGACUUAGGACUGUCAACGUUCCCUCGUGACGGGAGCCGACACGGCGGGCCAGUUAAACGCGGACAGAAGAAGCAGUUGAAGAUGGGAGGGAGGCGCGCGGUUGGCGUGAGACCCCUCCUCACACUGGACACUGAAAAUGAGGCAGGGGGAGAGUUUAUCUCCCGUUAGGGAUGAUGAGGAAAAAAGGAAAAUUUUGGCGGUGUUUCACCUCCUUUUCAUUUGGAUGCUGUCUUUACUUCUUGUUUGCCUUUUAUCGUGGAAUUCAGUAAUAUCAUUAAUAUUGAAAUUUAAAUAUAUCAAUUUUUAUCUUGUGUAUAGGUAUUUGUUGAAUUUUAGUGUGGGUGAGUUUGUGUGUGAGUGUGUCUGAGGGUGUGUGAUGCACGUGGCAUACUGUGUGAAGACUUGCGAGGGCAUGUGGUCUUAAAAAAAAAACGGUGGUGCACUGGGAGUGUUGAUGAAACAGUCGGAAACCUUUGAUUCCUUCCAUUGAGUGUCCUUUGGUUUGUGUUUUUGUCAAUCAAUGUCACUGCUAUGAAGUUUAGCUCAGUAUGAAUAAAUGUAAAAACUAAAAUGCAAUGUGGUCUACAUAAAAGCUUGUAUUAUAAAUUAAUAAAUCUUUAAAUAAGGCAA
Messenger RNA from Lates calcarifer (barramundi perch), 2145 nucleotides. It is a transcript of the gene ubl3b, whose product is annotated as ubiquitin-like 3b. The record is from RefSeq and is a predicted model, not a curated record. The coding region runs from base 253 to 606 and encodes 117 amino acids. The transcript has 6 exons. Gene Ontology annotation, molecular function: protein binding. Lineage: Eukaryota; Metazoa; Chordata; Actinopteri; Centropomidae.